CGAAAGGUUUCGGUAUCCUUCUGCUUCGGAUCACCUCAUGGCGCCCUGGGCGGGCCGUCGCCGCAUUAUUCGUUGGCCCUCACGACGCGUGCGAUCGCCGACAGGAACCAUUCUCCCAAGCUAACCUAUAUAUUACCCGCCACAGACUCCUGCCCCGUCCGUCUCUUCCCUCUCUCUCUCUUCCCUACCUACAUAACCAUCUCCAAUCCCUCUCAACUUCUCUUCAUCCACAACUCUCUCCCAUCUCUCAACUUUUCUAGUACUCGCUACUACCACUCAAUCUCAUCACAAUGUCUGGAAUCAACCCCGGUGACAGCUUCCCCACUGACGUGGUCUUCUCUUACAUCCCCUGGACUGAGGAGCAGGGCGAGAUCACCUCUUGCGGUAUCCCCAUCAACUACUACGCCUCCAAGGAGUGGGCCGACAAGAAGGUCGUCCUUUUCGCCCUUCCCGGUGCUUUCACCCCCGUCUGCUCCGCCCGCCACGUCCCCGAGUAUGCCGAGAAGCUCCCUGAGCUCCGUGCCAAGGGUGUCGACGUUGUUGCCGUCCUUGCCUACAACGAUGCCUACGUCAUGAGCGCCUGGGGCAAGGCCAACCAGGUCAAGAACGACGACAUCCUCUUCCUUUCCGACCCCGAGGCCCGCUUCUCCAAGAGCCUCGGCUGGGCUGAUGAGGAGGGCCGCACUGCUCGCUACGCCAUCAUCAUCGACCACGGCAAGGUCACCUACGCCAAGCGUGAGCCCGCUAAGAACCACCUCGAGUUCUCGAGCGCCGAGACCAUCCUCAAGAACCUGUAA
Messenger RNA from Aspergillus sclerotioniger CBS 115572, 797 nucleotides. Its product is annotated as peroxiredoxin family protein. Bases 291 to 797 code for a protein of 168 amino acids. The record is from RefSeq and is a predicted model, not a curated record. Gene Ontology annotation, biological process: cell redox homeostasis; hydrogen peroxide catabolic process; cellular response to oxidative stress. Gene Ontology annotation, cellular component: cytoplasm; peroxisome; mitochondrion. NCBI's taxonomy places the organism in Eukaryota, Fungi, Ascomycota, Eurotiomycetes, Eurotiales, Aspergillaceae. Gene Ontology annotation, molecular function: thioredoxin peroxidase activity. The transcript is spliced from 4 exons.